AUGCCGGUGGGAAUUGAUCACAGCAAUAACAUGGAAAGCUUCCUUGUCUCAACUGGAGCUGAAGCUGGAGCUGAAGCUGGAGCUGAAGCUGGAGCUGAAGCUGGAGCUGAAGCUGGAGCUGAAGCUGGAGCUGAAGCUGGAGCUGGAGCUGAAGCUGGAGCUGGAGCUGGAGCUGAAGCUGGAGCUGGAGCUGAAGCUGGAGCUGAAGCUGGAGCUGAAGCUGGAGCUGAAGCUGGAGCUGAAGCUGGAGCUGAAGCUGGAGCUGAAGCUGGAGCUGAAGCUGGAGCUGAAGCUGGAGCUGAAGCUGGGCUGAAGCUGGAGCUGAAGCUCUGUAUA
Messenger RNA from Mesorhabditis belari, 336 nucleotides. The record is from the annotation of a GenBank genome assembly. NCBI's taxonomy places the organism in Eukaryota, Metazoa, Nematoda, Chromadorea, Rhabditida, Rhabditidae.